GGAAUAGUUUAUCAAUAAGUAUAAAGUUUAGCAACAAUGAUAGCAAUUCCAUAGGCAUUGAUUAUGUGGCGAUUCCCAAAUAUUUCAAAUCAUUUAAAUAUUUCUAUAAAGGUCCUCAGUGUAUGCACUAUUAUAGUACUCUCAAUCAUAAUACAGUUAGAGGUGUAAUCACAUCACCAAACUUACUAACGUACAAGGGAAUCAGUGUAGAUGUUGCUAAACUUCCUGGACAUAGUUUGACUAUGACUGUAAAGUUAUGGAAGGAUUGUGGAUGUUGUCAUUUGGUUAUAUCCAGUGAUUGUAACAUCAAAGAAACUAUUUCCAAUGCAGGAGUGACAUCUAUUACUCCAAUUCCUGCCAAUUCUACAUGUAACCAGUUGAAAAUUCAAAGCAAUGUGACAUGUGCAAAGGGAAUGUAUCCAAUUUUCUUUCUAAUGAAUGUGUAUGUGGUAUGGUACCAGUAUCCAAUGGAAUCUAUCAAGCCAGGAAUCAUUUACAAUAAUGUCCUUCUUAACCUUCUUUGUGGCUCAUUGAGGGAGUUAAUGGAGUUGAUUAAUGAUAACGUUAUAAUGGACAAUGAUAUAGUCCUGCAAGUCAUUGGUUGGUUGAAUAGCUGUAGCCCUACAGCACCAAGACAUUCUUACAAAGAACCUCUAGAAUGGGGGAGUGUAGCUCCCAUGAGCCUUACCAAUCUGAUUGUAGUUUGCCUAAAUGUAUGGCCUCGGAGAAAGGUGAAACUUCAAUCACUUACUAGGGUUGCGUCCAUCUGUUUGCUCUUUUACGAUAGUGAUGCAUUAAGUUAUAUAACCAUAGUUGAAGAAUACAGACACUUUGUGUUUUAUUUCAUCUCCUUGGCAAUAGUAUGGUUUCGCAAGAAAAUAGGUUUUUAGAGGAUUAAACUUUGAAUAUAUAUACUACAUGUAUAUGCUUGCUUGCUUUUAACUUGUUGAAUAACAUAUACAAAAAAAUAUUACAGUACUUACAGCUCCUUUUGUAUACAAUUUAAUCUUGCCAUUUGGACAUCUAACAAUCACAGACAUCCUUUUCCUUUCACUGAAACAGAUUGAACAAUUUAUAUCAACAUUAAAUUAUAUUUACAUUAUUCUGCAGUCAAGUGAUCUUAAUAUAGAACUUUAUAUCAAUUAUAUUAAAUGAGUUUGCCUUUCAAGUACAUGUAUAAUGUACUAGCUCAUUUUUAAUACAUAACGCCGUGUGCUUCCUGGAGGAACACGAUGAGUAUUUUGAUGUUAUCUUUAUUAUUUUGAUGUAAUCUUUUAUCACCAAUAUCUAAUGAAAUAUUUCUCAAAGUUUUAUGUUGAUGUUUUUGCAUUAUUAGAAAAUGCACCAUUCAAAAUCAAAUUUUUCUGAAAGUGCAGAACAACCUUAUAAAUUCUAAAGCUAAAAUUUCAUUUGCUAUAGCAUUGUGAUGUAUGUAUUGCAGUACCAACAACAAUUCUGUAUUAUGUACAGUAGUUUGGUUAUAUGGUUAUGUAUCCAUGAACUAUAUCGAUGACAUCUUUGCAAAUUCAUACACAAUAUUGCAGCGUGGGUUCUACAGUAUUAUUGAGAAUGUGGUAUGGCUAUUAGUAGAAUUUUCUUUCCAAUUUCCUGUGUAUCAAGCAGAUGAUUAUAGACUUAAGUUGUGUUAGUUAUUUGUGCAACAAAUAAAGAUGUUAAGUCAUUUCACAUCAACUUGAACUUUAAAAUACAUUUUUUUUGUAAUUAGUUGUGUUUGGUGUU
Molecule: messenger RNA, 1740 nt
Organism: Owenia fusiformis
Lineage: Eukaryota; Metazoa; Annelida; Polychaeta; Sabellida; Oweniidae
Source: the annotation of a GenBank genome assembly